Molecule: messenger RNA, 2154 nt
Organism: Toxotes jaculatrix (banded archerfish)
Lineage: Eukaryota; Metazoa; Chordata; Actinopteri; Toxotidae
Gene: ogfod3
Product: urotensin-2 receptor 2
Exons: 9
Coding region: 153-1103 (316 amino acids)
Cellular component (GO): membrane
Molecular function (GO): L-ascorbic acid binding; iron ion binding; oxidoreductase activity, acting on paired donors, with incorporation or reduction of molecular oxygen
Source: RefSeq, a predicted model, not a curated record
GCCGUUAGUCAUCCACCCGGAAGUGUAGGGACUCAGGUGACGGUACAAGCUGUUGGCGGGGCUGGGUGGACGGUAUGGUUUAGUUAACGCAACAUCUGUUGUUAUAGUAUUAUUGUUGUCUAAAUGCUGCGCAGCAGAAGGUCUGAGUCAAAAUGGCGCAGGUACGAAUGAGAAACCCGAAGGGUGCGAAUGCCACUGAGAUAGAGAAGAAAAUUAAAAGAGGUAACGCUCUGAGGCAGGGAUCUGCGUGGAGGGGGUAUCGAGGACUUGUGGCCUUGCUGCUGGUCGCUCUGUCUGUGUGCGGGGCGGCUCUGUGGUUGUACGUGAUCUCUCUUGACAGUGACAUCGCAGAAACACUGGUCAGGCAGGGCGAACUGGUCUCUCCUCAGCCCAGAGUCUAUACCGUCCAGUGCUCUGAUGACUACGAGAACUACAAGCGCUAUCCAGGAUGCACCCCUCAGAGGUGUGGCCGUGCAGUCACAGACAAUGUGGUAACGAGGGAGGAGGCUCAGAUCCUCAGGAGGCUGGCUGAGAGGGGGCUGGCACUGGCUGGUUCAGAGGGAGGAGCUUCCAUACUGGACCUGCACUCUGGUGCUCUGUCAAUGGGAAAACAGUUUGUCAACAUAUACAGGUAUUUUGGGGAUCAGAUCGGGGAUGUGUUCACACAGGAGGAUUUCCAGCUUUACAGAGACGUACGUGGGCGAAUCCAGGCAGUUAUUGCUGAGACGUUUGGUUUGGACCCGACCCUGAUGUACCUCACCAAGCCCACCUUCUUCUCCAGAAUCAACAGCACAGCAGCCAGGACCCAACACGAUGAGUACUGGCACCCACACAUAGACAAGGUAACUUACGGCUCUUUUGACUACACUUCUCUCCUUUACCUGUCUGACUACGGCUCGGACUUCACUGGGGGAAGAUUCGUCUUCAUGGACCAAAAUGGAAACCGGACAGUGGAACCACGGGCAGGACGAGUCUCUUUCUUCUCCUCCGGCUCUGAAAACCUCCACCGCGUGGAGAAGGUGAUGUGGGGGACACGCUACGCCAUCACCGUGUCCUUCACCUGCGACCCUGCACACGCCAUCUCCGACCCCUCUCUGCCCUGAGGCACCCAUGGGCGACGGCGCUGCCCACCGGCUUGGACGAACCCUGUGACAGAGAAGGGGAACAGGAAGGAAGGACGAGUGGAAAAGAUGAGGAAGGAAAAAGUGAGAUUUUUAUCUGGAGGUUUCACUGCUCACCUUGAUAAACUGUAGCUACACGGUCAAUGCCUGUAAUCUUCUUUUAUUUUCAGAUAUUGACUUUCUGCCCUCUUACUGAUUGUGCUACAGAAAAAAAAGCCACGUUUUCAUCCUCUCUUCUGUAGAGGUGGUUUCUUAUUUGUUACUGUCCGUUGUGCUUUUAUCCAAUUUUCUACUUCAGUUGCUUUUUUUUUUAUUUUUUUUUUUUAUUGCACCUUCUUAAUCGAUAGCAUUAGGCAUGUUUGGGUUCCCCCGCAGGUUUCCACUAUGUGCUCCUCUUGAUCAUUUUGGGGGGACGGCUGGAGCAGAAAUUGCUCCUCGACUGAAAACAGUUUCAAAGAGCUAAAGUGGGAUUGGGUGUUUUGUUUUUUUUUUCUGUGCGUCUCCAUGUGUUUUUCAUUUUAAGGAUUGCGGUCGAUUCCGUGAAGAAGAGAUAUAGAUCUGGUGAAUCACCUACUGAAUCAACCUUUCAUCACAAAAUCCUCACUCAUCCUCGCCCUCACCCCGCGACUCUGGAGGUGUUUUCUUCUAAGAAGAACCCUCUCCUUUUUCUAAGUGUGAUUGCUCCUUCUCGUAUGUUACUCCAGUGUGGUCAGUGAGAACGGUUUGAAAUAAAAUACUGAGGGAACCCGAGAAGCCUCGUCUCUCUGCCCCCGUUUUCAAAGUUACUGGUGUUUCGUCUAUUUUCUCUGCAAAACUAAGACUCAGACUAAUAUUCAGUUUUUAUUAAAAUGCCAAAUAUCAUUCUUGUGUAUACCGUCAUUGAUCGCGGCUUGAGUCUUGUCUGCACUUCCCUUUGUGAGCCAGACUGUUGAGAAAUUGCCUGAUUGAUCAAACACUAUCAUCUCUUCAAGAAAUCGUUGUGCUUGCCUUUCUUGUUUUCCACACAACUUCACAGAAUAAACAACUGUCUCCA